Molecule: messenger RNA, 2530 nt
Organism: Tupaia belangeri chinensis (Chinese tree shrew)
Lineage: Eukaryota; Metazoa; Chordata; Mammalia; Scandentia; Tupaiidae
Gene: ZNF322
Product: zinc finger protein 322
Exons: 3
Coding region: 323-1528 (401 amino acids)
Source: RefSeq, a predicted model, not a curated record
GGAGCGAGAAGCAUUGAGUGUCGUGAGUAGUUCUGGACUAGAGAACUCUUGGAACCACAAGAAAGACAGUCUUGAAUCUAACUUAAUGGUGAGAUUUUUACACCUCCGGGCAGAUGCACUCCAUAGAGACAGCAAGAAAUCAAGGAUUGGAAAUACAUAAGGAAUUAAUGAGUAUGAUGCUGAAAAUUUAUGGAGGUGAAUUGCUUAUGGCGGAAAGGCCUGAAACAUAUGGCUCUUCCAAGUUCUUACCAAGAAAGUCACUGUGAUGACAGUGAUGGGUCAAGAGGCCAGUGGAGAACAUCGUAGGAGAGAGCCAUAGAAAAUGUACACUUCAGAAGAAAGAUGUAGCCAGAGAACUCAGAAAAGGAAAAUUUAUCAUGUAUGCCCUCAGAAGGGUAAAAAGAUUUUUAUUCGUGUGCAUGAGCUCACCCAAAUAGAUGAUCAGAUAUAUCAGUGCCUUGAAAGCAAGCAAAACUUCUGUGAAAACCUAUCUUUUAUUAUGUGUGAGAGAACCCAUACUGGGGAGAAACCUUAUAGAUGUGAUAUGUGUGAGAAAACCUUCAUCCAAAGCUCAGAUCUUACUUCACACCAGAGGAUUCACAACUAUGAGAAACCUUAUAAAUGUAGCAAAUGUGAGAAGAGCUUUUGGCAUCACUUAGCCCUUUCAGGACACCAGAGAACACAUGCAGGUAAAAAAUUCUAUACGUGCGAUAUUUGUGGCAAGAAUUUUGGUCAGAGUUCUGAUCUGCUUGUCCAUCAGCGAAGCCAUACAGGCGAAAAACCUUAUCUCUGUAGUGAGUGUGAUAAGUGCUUCAGCCGAAGCACAAACCUCAUAAGGCACCGAAGAACUCACACAGGUGAGAAGCCGUUUAAGUGUCUGGAGUGUGAAAAAGCUUUCAGUGGAAAAUCAGAUCUUAUUAGUCACCAGAGAACUCAUACCGGUGAAAGGCCCUACAAAUGUAAUAAGUGUGAGAAAAGCUACCGACACCGCUCAGCCUUCAUCGUGCAUAAGAGAGUCCACACUGGGGAGAAGCCCUAUAAGUGUGGUGCCUGCGAGAAAUGCUUUGGCCAGAAAUCAGACCUCAUUGUGCACCAGCGAGUCCACACAGGCGAGAAGCCGUAUAAAUGCUUGGAAUGUAUGAGGAGUUUUACUCGGAGUGCCAACCUGAUUAGACACCAGGCAACUCAUACCCACACUUUUAAAUGCCUUGAAUAUGAGAAGAGUUUCAACUGUAGCUCAGACCUUAUUGUGCAUCAAAGAAUUCACGUGGAAGAGAAGCCACAUCAGUGGUCCACUUGUGAGAGUGGCUUCCUCCUAGGUAUGGACUUUGUUGCCCAGCAGAAAAUGAGAACUCAGACAGAGGAACUACAUUACAAAUACGGCGUCUGUGAUAAAAGCUUCCACCAGAGCUCUGCCCUUCUUCACCAGGCAGUACACACUGGUGACAAGCCCCGAGUCUGUAAUGUGGAUGAGAAAAGUCUCGAACUCAGCCCUCCCCAUGCAUUGGAAGCCUCGCAGAUGUCUUGACUGGACAAGAAGUUCUGAUCCCACAAAAUUUACACGUACUUCCAUGUCAGAGAACUCAAUAAGACCAAGACUGUAGGCAAUUCUCACACUUCUCAGUGCUCAAACAUCAAAGCGGAACCAGUGAACCCGUCAUAGGAAGUGUGAGCAGUGUUUUGCCCAGAGAGCUGCCCUGGCAGAAACCGUAUCACUCACUUCAGAGAGAACCUGGAGAUUCCCUGCAUUUUGGAAAACAUGUAGUCUGAGCUCAAAUUUGAUCACUCACGAGAUUUACACAGAUGGGAGCCUCACACAUGCAGUGAGUGUAAGUGCCAUUCCAGCAGCGUUCAGCCCUCCUCCUGGCAAGAGAACUCGUGUCAGAAAACAGCCGAAAUGUUUUCAGAGUCAGUAUUGAGGCAGUAUGCACAGCUCAUUAGAUAUUGGGGGAAGCACAGCCCAGAAACGUGAAAAACAUCUAAUGAAACUCUUGACUUUUUCACAAAUCAGAGAAGCCAUACUGGUAGAAACUUGUAUAUUUGUUUUGAGUGUGGCAAAAGCAUUGUUUUUUGAGAGCCUUACUUGGGUUUGCAUCCCCACAAAGAAUCCAACCUGAGGAAAGGCAGGUGUCUGAAUGAGCAGAGCUUGUGAUCAGCUCUUGAGGUACUCACAUGAGUGAAAGCCAUCAAUACCUUGAGUGUGGGGAAAGCUGUGCUAGAAGCUCCCAUCUUAUUGGGCCCCAAAGAAUCCAUUCUGCAGAGAAGUCUGCUCCAGGGAGAGAGCUAAUUGUGGGUGAGAAUCUGUGUACAUAAAUAUGAGAACUGUUCUCAGUGUGGUAGAGACGGCUACAUGGAACAGUGUGGACAUAGUCUUUUAGAUCCCGGAGCUUGUUCUGGGAAGAACUAGGGCAGGUCAGACUAGACCUGAUGGGUAACUCAGGUAAAGAUACUUUCUUUUAUCUGAACCAUUAAUGAUUGCUUUACUUUCACUUUCUAAAAUUCAGAAACCCAAUAAAGGAAAGGACUGCAA